Messenger RNA from Anoplopoma fimbria (sablefish), 3734 nucleotides. RefSeq names its product myosin binding protein Ca (gene mybpc2a). The coding region runs from base 1 to 3417 and encodes 1138 amino acids. The record is from RefSeq and is a predicted model, not a curated record. The transcript is spliced from 29 exons. Gene Ontology annotation, molecular function: protein binding. Lineage: Eukaryota; Metazoa; Chordata; Actinopteri; Perciformes; Anoplopomatidae.
AUGCCUGAGCCCCAGAAGCCAGAGACUGUACCAGGGGAGGGUCAACAGCCGUCCGAGCUGAGCGGCAUAUUCGUGGAGAGGCCGGAGAGUGUCACAGUAACAAAAGGCAAGGACGUUACAUUUGUGGCUAAAGUUGACUCCACAAACCUGACGAGGAAGCCGGCCAUGAAAUGGCUGAAGGGGAAGUGGCUGGACCUGGCCAGCAAAGCUGGCAAGCAUGUGCAGUUCAAAGAGGUCUACGACAGGAACACCAAGAUCUACACUUACGAGAUGAGCAUCAUCAAAGUAGUGGAUGGAGACGCAGGUGGCUACCGCUGCGAGGUCACCUCCAAAGACAAGUGCGACAGCUGCACAUUCGAAGUCUCCGUGCAGGGUAGGUCCGGGCUCUCACCACAGGACAACAUCUUGGAGGCGUUUAAGAGAUCCGGCGAUGCAGGCGAGGAUGCUGGUGAUCUAGACUUCAGUGCCCUGCUCAAGAAAAGGGAGAAGAAGCAAAAGGUCGUUGAAGAAGUGGAUGUGGAUGUGUGGGAAAUCCUGAAGGAGGCCAAGCCCUGUGACUAUGAGAAGAUCGCCUUUGAGUAUGGCAUCACAGACCUGAGGGGCUUGCUGAAGAGGCUGAAGAAGAUGAAGAAGGUGGAGCCCAAGAAGAGUGACGCUUUCCUGAGUAAGCUGGAGGGAGCCUACUCAGUGGACAAGGGCAAGAAGAUCCAUCUCUCAGUGGAACUGACCAACCCCGACGCUCCAAUCAAGUGGCUCAAAAACGGACAGGAGAUCAAACCAUCGGCCAAGGAAUUACCCACAAUUCCUAGCAAUAUGCCGUUACCAGUGGGUAACCAGUGGCAGCCUGGAAACCAGAGACGUUUUAAAAAAAGGUAUGUGUUUGAGAGCGUGGGCAACAAGCGGACACUCACUAUCAACAAGUGCAACCUGUCUGAUGACGCAGCGUACGAGUGCGUGGUCGGCGAGGAGAAGUGCUUCACAGAGCUUUUUGUCAAAGAGCCUCCGAUCACCAUCACCAAGCUGCUGGAUGACGUUCACACCGUGGUGGGAGAGAAGGUGGAGUUUGAGGUGGAGGUGUCCGAGGAAGGAGCCAGCGUCAAAUGGAUGAAGGAUGGAGUUGAACUGAAUAGAGAAACAGCAGGUUCAAAGUACAGGUUUAAAAAGGAUGGGAAGAGACACAUUUUGAUCAUAAACGAAGCUACUAAGGAGGAUAUUGGAAUGUAUCAUGCGUUCACCAACGGCGGGGAGUCGAAGGCAGAACUGGAGGUUGAAGAUAAGGAGCUGGAGGUUCUGCAGAGCAUCGCUGACCUGACGGUGAAGGCUGCUGAACAGGCCGUGUUCAAGUGUGAAGUGUCUGAUGAGAAAGUGACGGGUAAAUGGUUCAAGGACGGCGUGGAAGUCCAGCCCAGCGAUCGCAUCAAAAUUACACACAUUGGAAGGACCCACAAGCUGAUGAUUGAUGAAGUGAAGCCUUCAGACGCUGGAGAUUAUACGUUCGUCCCUGAUGGCUACGCGCUUUCUCUCUCUGCAAAACUCAACUUCCUGGAAAUCAAGAUUGACUAUGUUCCCAGACAAGACCCUCCCAAAAUACACCUGGACACCAGCGGCACCGGCAACAAGAACACCAUCACCGUGGUGGCUGGAAACAAGCUUCGCCUUGACGUUGAGAUCACAGGAGAGCCGGCGCCCACUGUGUGCUGGAUGAAAGGAGACGAAGUGGUGUCCGAGGCCGAGGGACGGGUCCACGUGGAGACGAGGAAAACCCUGAGCAGCUUUGUAAUUGAGGGGGCAGAGAAAAGCGAUGAGGGCCCCUACUGCAUCACCGUAACUAACCCCGCCGGAGAGGACAAGGUUGAAAUCAUUGUCAGGAUUGUGGAUGUGCCCAACCCUCCUGAGAAUGUCAAAUGCACAUCAUUUGGCGAGGACUCAGGCACGAUCACAUGGGACCCUCCAGCAUUUGACGGCGGUGUUCCCAUUAAAGGAUACCUGAUGGAGAGGAAGAAGGUCGCCUCACCCAGAUGGACCAAGCUCAACUUUGAUGUCUAUGAGUCCACCACAUAUGAGGCUAAGAAGAUGAUUGAAGGCGUUCUUUAUGAGAUGAGAGUGUUUGCAGUCAACGGCAUUGGCAUCUCUCAGCCCAGCGAAAGCUCAAAGCCCUUCAUGCCCAUUGCCCCCACCAGUGAGCCCACUCGUCUCAUGGUGGAUGAUGUGACAGACACUACCUGUGCACUCAAGUGGCGUCCUCCAGAGAAAAUCGGAGCAGGCGGCAUCGACGGCUACUUCAUCGAGUACUGCAUAGAAGGAAGUGAUCAGUGGGUGCAAGCCAACGAGGAACCAGUGGAAAAGAACCAGUACAGGGUGAAGGGUCUCCCAGUGGGGGAGAAGAUGCUGUUCAGAGUGAUGGCUGUCAACAUCGCUGGGCGCAGCCCCCCCGUCACUCUCUCCCAGGCCGUCACUAUCAGAGAGAUCAUGGAGAAUCCAAAGAUCCGCCUUCCUCGCCAUCUGAGGACCAAACUCAUCACGCUUGUGGGCGAGAAGGUGAACUUGGUCAUCCCCUUCCAGGGUAAGCCUCGCCCUGUGGUGACCUGGUACAGAGAUGGCGUCCUCCUGGAGGACAAAACCGUGGGAACCCGUACCAGUGAGGUGGACACCAUCCUCUUCAUACGCUCGGCAGAGAGAACCCACUCCGGGAUUUACACCCUCGCCGUUCAGAUUGAGAACGUGUCGGACAGCGCUGAUGUGCACAUCCAGGUUGUAGAAAAGCCCGGUCCUCCCAUUGCCGUGCAUGUCACCGACGUCUGGGGUUUCAAUGCCACGCUGGAGUGGAAGCCCCCCAAAGACGACGGCAACUGCGAGAUUAUCGGCUACACUAUUCAGAAGGCUGACAUGAAGACUAAGGAUUGGUUCACGGUGUUCGAGCACAACCGCAGGCCCAGCUGCACUGUGUCCGACCUGGUCAUGGGGAACGAGUAUUUCUUCCGAGUGUUCAGCGAAAACAUCUGUGGCCUCAGCGUCGAGCCGGGCAUCAGCAAGAACACCGCCAUCGUUACCAAAUCAGGUCUGUCCUAUAAGCCUCCACCUUUCAAAGAGAAGGAUGCGAGCCAUUCCCCCAAGUUCACAGCACGCCUGGUGGACAGAAGUGUGGUUGCAGGUUACUCUGCAGCCAUCAGCUGUUCUGUCCGUGGCUUCCCCAAGCCAAAGAUCGUUUGGAUGAAGAACAACAUGAUCAUCGGUGAAGACCCCAAGUUCCUGAUGCAGAACAACCAGGGCGUGUUGACUCUGAAUAUCCGCAAGCCAAGCACGUUUGAUGGGGGCAGAUACUCCUGCAAGGCCAUCAAUGAUCUCGGAGAAGACGAGGUGGAGUGCAGGCUGGAGGUUCGAGUUGUACAAGAGAAAGGAGUGGAGGCGAAGAAAUGAGCGACAGCACGAAACAGCAGAGGAUACAGUCGAACAGGAAUAGUAAUGGAUUAUGUAUAAUGGGAUAGUCAUGAAUAAAUAUGAUUAGAAUAGAUCCCCCCCCCCCUCCCCCUCCUCUUCCUAUACGCUUGCCUUUCACCGCUGCUGUGACGAAUGCCACAUCAGUAAUAUGCCAUAAAUUCUUACAGCAAGCUGCCACCUUGUCACAUCCUGACUGAGAGUAGUGUAGUAGCACUGCCCCGCUGUGACCACACACAGAUGGAUCCUUCUUAUCUGUGAAGUGGACCUGUCACUGAACGCACUUAUAAAACACCCUU